Messenger RNA from Oldenlandia corymbosa var. corymbosa, 1557 nucleotides. Lineage: Eukaryota; Viridiplantae; Streptophyta; Magnoliopsida; Gentianales; Rubiaceae. The record is from the annotation of a GenBank genome assembly.
AUGAAUGUGAUAAAGUUUUCUUCAAAAAAGCAUCUUCCUUAUGCAAUUUUUAGUCGUUGUCGAACUUCAUGCCGCAGAUAUGGUUUCUUCACUAUGCGGGUCCAUUAUAAUGGAUUUAUAGCCAAGUCACCUGGAAGAUUGUACAGAGGUGGAUAUGUUACCGCCAUGCAAAAAUGCAAUGCAGAUUACUGGUCAAAAAUAGAAGUGGAUGCAUUUCUUCAUGAGGAUAUGAAAAUUCCUGAGCAUGGUUUGGUUGAUCUGUUUGUGGUGCACCCAAAUGAAGACGGUGAACUUUCUGAUGAUGAAGAUGACCCGGUUGAUAGUCAGCUUACACGGGAAGUUCUCACCCCACGUAUGGUAAAUAAGCUUCUAAAUGGUCCAUGGCCAAAACCAAGACAAAAGAUGGCUGCUGUUAAGACGAAGAAAAAUAAGAAACUGAGUGCAAAAAAGAAGAACAAUAUUGGUUCUGGUCCUGAUGUACAGAUUUUGGAGAGAGACGUUGAAGAAAUUAGAUCAGACAAAGAGUCCAAGUGUGCUGGUGAUGAAAAAAGAGUUGAGGUGAACAUUGUUUAUGAAAAAACAUACAACAGUGAAAGUGAUGCAACAGCAACAGAGCAGGCAAAACCUGGUUCAGAUAAAGAGUGCAACAGUGAAGGACUUAAAGCAGCAGCUGAGGUCAACACUUGUUCAAAUAAACAACGCAACACUUCUGAAGAAGCAGUGCAGACAGCAACUGGUUCAAUCAGGGCAAAAGAGGUAGAGCCAAAUGGAAAUGCUGAAUUCCAUGACAGUGACUAUGACCUGGAUACAAAAGAGGAAGAAAUUAUCAUUAAAGAGAGGGCAAAAGUUUGUGAUGAGAUUUUAAAGGAACCUGAGUUCAAACUACUACCUGAAUUUGUUGCAUAUGAUGAAGAGUUGGAGAGUUCUGGUGAGUCCGAAGAACUUCUCAGUGGUGAAGAAACUGAGUGUGAAUCUGAUGGAACACAAAGACUAAUGUUUAGAAGGCCUAAAAAGUGUUACUGGAAUGUUUCCCGCCUCAACAAGAAACAUAGUUGUGGUGAUAGGGAUCACAACCAUGGGUAUGCUAGUUCAAAGUAUCUUGCAAGACUGUUCAUGGAGGAUAUUCGUAUAUGUCCCCAGACAACGGUGACUCAACUGCAGGAGAAACUUAAUACGAAGAUCAAUAUGAAGAAUCUGGAAAAAUUAAAGGAGAGAACAGGUGAGUGCUGGGCAGUGGAUGCUGGAGAAUGGAAUUAUCAAUGUUCAGAAUGCGGCCUUGAAGGACAUAACAAGAGGCAGUGUACUGGUGGAGCUGUUCCAUCUGAGCAGUCUAAGAAGAGGAAGAAGAUACCCAAUACCAAGGGCCAGCCUAAAAAGAAGGCAAAAAGGACUGUUCAAUGUCAAUUGUGUAAGAAAACUGGACAUUAUCGGACAACAUGUACAACCACCAUUGCUGAUAUGUACAGUAGAGAACCAAAUGAAAAUAUGCCACCCACAGAAGAUGCAGCUGGUAAUCAGGAUUCGGAAGAUGCAACAAUCCCACCCAAAGCAGAUUAG